Messenger RNA from Scomber japonicus (chub mackerel), 1400 nucleotides. RefSeq names its product patatin-like phospholipase domain containing 1 (gene pnpla1). Gene Ontology annotation, biological process: triglyceride catabolic process; lipid homeostasis. Gene Ontology annotation, cellular component: membrane; cytoplasm; lipid droplet. Gene Ontology annotation, molecular function: triacylglycerol lipase activity. The transcript has 8 exons. Bases 201 to 1400 code for a protein of 399 amino acids. The record is from RefSeq and is a predicted model, not a curated record. NCBI's taxonomy places the organism in Eukaryota, Metazoa, Chordata, Actinopteri, Scombriformes, Scombridae.
CAUGACCAACAUGGUAUGUCUAAUUGAGAUUUUUUUUUAAAGCAGUGAUUGUGAACUGUGAGAGCCACUCUUCAUUGAAUAACUCAUCUCAGCUUGCUUUAACUCUGUUUCUAAAAGACAGUUACAUUUUUGGAGAGCACUAGUGCUUGUCACCAUCUAUGAUUGAAAACAUUUCAACUGAUAAUUGACAGCAUUUAGAAAUGGCUCCAGGUGUAUCCAGUUGUCAGUAUAGAGAAGUUCCUCUGUCCAUCUCCUUCUCUGGAUCCGGAUUCCUUGCCACCUACCAGUUAGGGGUUGCCCAGUGCUUACUAAAUUAUGCACCCAGGAUUUUGCAUACAGCACCUUUUGUUGUUGGUGCAUCUGCUGGAUCUCUGGUAGCAGCUGCUGUGGUCUGUGAAAUGAGCCUGAUUAACAUUCGAGAUGAAAUGCUGAAUUUUGCGAAACAGAUGAAGUCUUUUCCACUUGGACCAUUUAACCCCUCAAUCAAUGUUUUCCACUGGUUAAAGAAUGUUUUACAUAAACAUCUUCCUUCUGAGGCACACCAAAUGGCCAGUCGACGUCUCGCUGUGGCUGUAACCCGCCUGUCUGAUGGCAAGACCUCUGUCAUAUCUGAAUUCCACUCCAAAGAGGAUGUGGUACAAGCUCUGCUAUGUAGCUGCUUUGUGCCUGGGUACUGCGGUAUGCUGCCUCCAUCCUUCAAAGGAGAACAUUAUAUGGAUGGAGGUUUCAGCAGCAUGCAACCUGUACUACCUCCACUCUGCAGUCACACCUUAACAGUGUCUCCAUUUUCUGGAGAGACAGACAUCUGUCCCCCAGACACACCGUGCAUGUGGGACGUGGUAGUGAGUGGAACCACCUUCAAAGGCAACAUGGCUAACAGUAAAAGGGUCAUCAAUGCCCUGUACCCCUUGGCUUUAGAGACCCUGGAACAAGCAUACCAUAGUGGCUACAAAGAUGCCAUUAAUUUUCUUCUGAGCAAUGUAUUGCUGGGCAACCAGAUGAUGUAUCUCAGCAUGUUUGGACUUCCUGCAAGAAUCUUAUCCAAUUUGCUCCUGCCUCUCAUGCUGGCAUUCUUUGCAGUGCUCAAGAGUAGCCACAGGCAGGCUCCAGACUUGGUUUACUGGAUUUGGCGUGUCUUCAGACAUUAUAACUUCUUUCUUUUCAACAUUAUUGUCUGUAGCCUCAAGAAGAACAUAAAGGACAGAGUAAUGCCCAUCACCUUGCUGUUGCAAUGGCUGAAACUUCAGCAAGAAUAUGAGGUUCCCCAAAGACAGAGGCACUCAACACCUCACCAUAAGCUUUCCUCUUCUGCCCACUCAGAAGAUGCCUGGCACGGUAGUCUGCACAGACGGUUUGUCACCCCAUCAAGCAACAAGAAUUACAGAGAGCCUCUGACUUAA